AUGCCCUCCACCAAAUGCGUCCUCAUUACUUCUGCGAAUGGGAUGAAAACAGGCCUCGAUCGGAUGCUUUCCGUCCUCUCCAGCUUCAACAUUUUUGGGGGGGACUCAUCCGAAGCCCUCGGGGCUCUUCUAUUCAUGCCUAGGCUCCACCAGGCGACCGCCAUCAUUUUCGCUUCCAGCAUAAGCUCGUAUGGCGUCGAACUCUUCUGCAGACGCCUACAGAGUGCUGUAUCUUGGAGGUAG
Molecule: messenger RNA, 243 nt
Organism: Protopolystoma xenopodis
Lineage: Eukaryota; Metazoa; Platyhelminthes; Monogenea; Polystomatidea; Polystomatidae
Source: the annotation of a GenBank genome assembly